AUGGCGCGCUUCAGAGCCAGCAAUAUUCUUGGCGACCCGUUCGCGCUCGCUACUACGUCCAUCUCCGUCUUAGCAUGGUUGAUCGCAUUCAUCUCUUCGAUAAUCACCAAAAUCCAUGGCGCCUAUCCCACUUAUUCGUGGUGGGCCGUGGCAUACGGAUUUUGCAUCAUUGUGGGGAUGGCCGUCGUGUUUGGAACGGAUACUGGCGUUGUUUAUAAUAUCGCGAUUGUGGGUUACCUAUCCGCUGGUCUAGUCAUCUCCACGAUCUCGGUAAACUCGCUUGUUUAUGAGAGUGAUGCCGCUGCGCAAGCUGCAGGUGCAGGAUUUAUUCUCCUGUCCAUGGUGAUUAUUAUUUGGAUUUUCUACUUUGGAUCGAGCCCCCAAGCUUCUCAUCGCGGGUUCAUCGAUUCGUUCGCUCUUCAGAAGGAAGGCGCCGGCUCCUACGCCAACAGCAGACCCAUGUCAACUGCAUUCGGGACCCGACCCGAAACAACUUCAAGCCAGCUACCUCAGAUGUACACUUCUGCUCAGCUCAAUGGCUUCGAAACCUCAUCCCCUGUCUCAGGCUACCACGGUGGAGCCCCCGGAUCGGAACACCGUACCUCCCAGCCCCGCUUCGGCAACCCGUCAGCAACGAAUCUUGCCCCGCCCGGCAGUGGUGUGCCCCCGGAUGAAGUUCCGCAACCCACCGAAUAUCCGUACCGCGCGAAGGCAAUUUAUUCUUACGAGGCCAAUCCAGAGGAUGCCAACGAGAUCAGCUUCUCCAAACACGAAAUUUUAGAGGUAUCGGAUGUGAGUGGGAGAUGGUGGCAGGCCAGAAAAGCCAAUGGAGACACCGGCAUUGCUCCAUCCAACUAUUUGAUCUUGCUGUGA
Messenger RNA from Aspergillus saccharolyticus JOP 1030-1, 873 nucleotides. RefSeq names its product osmosensor SHO1 (gene sho1). The transcript has 4 exons. Gene Ontology annotation, molecular function: protein binding. NCBI's taxonomy places the organism in Eukaryota, Fungi, Ascomycota, Eurotiomycetes, Eurotiales, Aspergillaceae. The record is from RefSeq and is a predicted model, not a curated record. The coding region runs from base 1 to 873 and encodes 290 amino acids.